AUGCAGACUCCAAUUCGCCUCCUCCCAUCUUUAAUGCAGGAGCUUCAGGCUUUGGCAGACUGCCGAGGCCAACCAUACGCACAUCAAUCCGCUCUCCUAGUCCGCUGGGAAACCGACAGAAGCAACGCGAGAGCCGAUGUGGCAGCUAUGACUGACUUGCUCGAUACAAAUUUUGGUAUCCAGUCCAACGUCCACGUCAUACCAAGAAGAGGCCAAUCCUUCACGUGGGACCUCGUAGCGAAGAUUUUGGAGCUGCGAAAGACCGACCAUGAUCUCCAGGAGCCCACACUUUUCAUUUUCUAUUAUGCUGGCGAUGCAGGUGUGCCAAUGGGAGAUGCUAGUUUGCAGCCCUCUCUGGAAAAUGAAGGAAGUGAGAAUUUCGCUCUGGAAAAUGAAGGGAAUUACAUCCCAUGGUCAGCGAUCAAUGACGCAUUGUGCAGCAAAGGCAACAAAGACUCAGAUGUCUUGGUGAUCCUUGAUUCUCCUUUUGGAGAUCGUCACAAUGAUCUCCACGGAACGACCGAGCUUCUUGCUGCCUGCAGAGGUGCCCAUUACCGGAGAAUGACCCCGAUCUCCUUCACCCUGAGAAUCCGGCAUGCAGUCCACUCAUUAAAGGGGGACAGAAAAAGCAUGACCAUGAACGACCUAUUUGCAGCACUUGAAGAUCAGCACUUGAGAGUGCGACCCUUCAGCACUGCCCCGAGCGGCAAAUCUCCUAUUUUGCUGACGUUUAAGCAAGAGACAAGCCCAUCAACCCCAGUCAGGGUUCCACCUAUCCCCCAGAACGUCAUCGUUAAGCUGACAAUCCCUGACACAACCGAUGGGCUCUCGAGCUUCCGUCAGGCAAUUCAGGAGUUGCCGGAGAAUAUGAAGGUGGAUGUCCUUGCUGCCUACCAGGCCGAUUAA
Penicillium malachiteum is the source of this 906-nucleotide messenger RNA. RefSeq lists its product as uncharacterized. The transcript has a single exon. The record is from RefSeq and is a predicted model, not a curated record. NCBI's taxonomy places the organism in Eukaryota, Fungi, Ascomycota, Eurotiomycetes, Eurotiales, Aspergillaceae. Bases 1 to 906 code for a protein of 301 amino acids.